This is a messenger RNA of Megalobrama amblycephala (Wuchang bream), 1655 nucleotides long. RefSeq lists its product as uncharacterized. Bases 178 to 1416 code for a protein of 412 amino acids. Lineage: Eukaryota; Metazoa; Chordata; Actinopteri; Cypriniformes; Xenocyprididae. Gene Ontology annotation, molecular function: zinc ion binding. The transcript has 5 exons. The record is from RefSeq and is a predicted model, not a curated record.
GUAGUUUGGCAGCAAAGUGUGCUGAUGUAUUGAGGUAUUUCUAUGUACAGACAUUACUAUUGGAUUAAAUACUGCACACUGUAAACUACCUUUUUACAAAAGCUGUUCAUUUUUACAGAAUCUACAGAUGUUGACGUAUCUUCAUUAAUUCUCAAUUCCUUAUCAUGUAGGUCGAUAAUGAUUGACCGUGACCUUAAGGAACUCAAUGCCAUAAGAAGAGUUUUUCCAACAGCCAAGGUUCUUCUUUGCUGGUUUCAUGUACUCCAGGCUGUACAUAGGUGGAUGGUUAAAAGAGAUGGAGGGAACUUGCCAGUGAAUCAGCGGAAUCUUGUGAUUCAAGCAAUGGUGGCAAUGAAAUCCUGUUUAACGGAAGAAGAGUUCAACAGCAUGUCAUCCAGAAAGUGUGAAGAGCUCGAUACAUGUCUUGGUAGUUCUCAUGUAUCAACCUACCUCAAGAAUCAGUGGAUUUGUUUUGGUGAUUUAUGGUCCAAUUUUGGCAGGUCAUUUUAUCACCAUAACAGCGAAACCAACAACAAGGCAGAGAGAUUUUUUCUUACAAUGAAGUACCAGUUCCUUAAGGGAAGAAUAAAUAGCAGGAUUGAUCAGCUUCUUCGCUUACUGUGUGGUGAUGUCCAAAAAUAUUACAGUUACCUGGAUGACCUCACAGAAACUGGACGAAUCAAAGGAGCAAACACUGAAGAGACCACUAAUGCCGCCCAUUCUAUGAUUGCAAAAGGCCUGGGUGCAAAAGUGGAGAUAAAAAAUGGAGUGUGUUUGGUUCCACCCGACACAAGCACACAAUGUCACAGUGUGGACUUGGUCAUGCACAAAUGCGACUGCAAAAGAUUCCAAUGUGGAUGUGUGUGCAAACACUUAAUUUUUUCACAGAACAUUGCAGAGAAACAAGGACUUAUAAUUCAAGAUCUUAGGGCAGAAGUAGCAAAAAAAAUUGUUGACAGUGAAUCCUACCUCAGGGUCGAUGAAAACCUUACUGUCUAUCAUUCUGAUGGGAGUGUAGAAUUUGUAAGUUGUAAAGGGACCAAAUUUUGCACAUGCAUUGCGAAUAGCCAUGGAGAGGUAUGUGUAUGUAUAUUGGUUCACAACAUUCUGUACCCAACAUCAUCUGAGAACAUAUCUGAUGAUUCACACUGCUUUAGGUCCAGUGAGAGAAAACAAGUUACACUGCAAGCCAUGCUUACAGAUCUCCAUGAGUGGAGCAAAUCAGAAAAAUUUUGUGAGGAUAAUGAAGUGUACAGGUUAGUUGAAAGAGCACACAAGUUAGUUUUUUCACAGUUUACUAAACUGUCAAGAAAAAGAAAAGUGACUGCACUUCAUAAUUAUCGUAAAAGGGUCAAAAAAGCAAAAGAUGUAGUCACUGUAACCUACAUGGUCAAAAAGAAGAAAAAACGUGUUUGAUCUUGUAGAGAUAAGAAAUGUUUCAUUGAUGAAACAAUCACUAUUUGCUUUGCCUAGCCAAAAUGUUUUUUUUUUCCUCUUGCUGCUACUGUCUUUUUUCAAUGAGUGUUGUACAGAUACUUUGUAUAAGAACAAAUUAAAGGAACAAAUAUGAAUUGUAAGUAAUUGAGAUUAAAAAAAAUAAAUAAAAAACACAGUUCUUUGUAAUGUUUUAUUAAUUUUUUUUUGUACAGCUGAAC